AUGGAAAAUGCAAAUAUCUCGGCGGAAAUGUAUAACGACUUGGAUACGGCCAUAAACUACAGCUGUAUCUUCACCCUCGGUUGUCCACGAGAAUGCACCGCCUGUCCAAUGUGCCAUACGGCCAAGUUGCAAGUUAUUGAAGUACUUGCUGGAAAGAAGACUAAAGAAGGAGGAAAAUGCCCUGAUCUGACCAGUUGCGCUAUGGAUUGUGUAGCAAAAGCGGGUAGUAAUAUGUCCACAAUCAACCACUGCCUUCGACGAAAAUGUGCCUUUUAUUGUUUCAAUGGUUCCUGUCCGAGAUGUGCAGUUUUCAUAACGAAGGGUCAAUGUCCAGAAUUAUUCAAAGCAAUCGUGCACGCCAAAUUCCAAGAGCAAUUCGACAAUGAACAGAAAAAUGAAACAGUCAAGCGCCGGCUUGUUAGAGAUUCAACUUGA
Haemonchus placei is the source of this 435-nucleotide messenger RNA. The record is from the annotation of a GenBank genome assembly. NCBI's taxonomy places the organism in Eukaryota, Metazoa, Nematoda, Chromadorea, Rhabditida, Trichostrongylidae.